GGACCUUCUGAAAUCUCGGAAAGGUGGAUGAGCAACAGAAUUGCGACAGAGGAAGAUUGCUGUCUGUGAUUAUGAGCAUAUUACAUUCACCACAGAUACUUCGGGCGUCGUGGUCGGCGGUGAGGCGGAUACCGCGUGCUUCUCCCGCGCUUGCUCAUCGUUGGAACUCGACGGUGUCAGCAACUUCGACUCAACGCCCGCUGCGGGUAGCCAUCGUUGGCUCAGGACCGGCGGGAUUCUACACCGCGUACAGGAUUUUGGAGCGGACGGAGGCAGGAGCGGUUGUGGUUGAUAUGUUUGAGAAAUUGCCGGUGCCGUUUGGGUUGGCGCGGUUUGGCGUCGCGCCGGAUCAUCCUGAAGUUAAGAACUGUCAAGAGAAAUUUGAAGAAGUUGCAGAAUCCCCAUACUUCAACUUCUUUGGCAACACAGCAAUCGGUCCCAGCGCGUUCCCACCACAAACACCGCUCGUCCACGCGCCGAACCAGAUCCCACUCUCGCUCCUGCGCCGGCACUACGACGCUGUGAUCCUCGCCUACGGAGCAGACUCUGACAAGAUGCUUUCCGGUAGCUCUUUUUCUGGGAGUACGCUUGAUGGAGUCUAUUCUGCACGGCAGUUUGUCGGGUGGUAUAACGGACACCCUGAGUUUCAGCAUCUGAAGCCUGAUCUGGUCUCUGGCGACACUGCUGUCGUCGUCGGCCACGGAAACGUGGCCUUGGACGUCGCGCGGAUUUUACUCACCGACAUUGACGUACUCCGCAAAACUGACAUUACAAGCCGCGCAAUCGACACUUUAUCAGCAAGUAAGAUCAAACACGUCAAGAUCGUCGGCAGACGAGGUCCCGCGCAGGCGUCGUUUACAAACAAGGAGGUUCGCGAACUGAUGACGUUGGGUGGUGUCGGGUAUAUUCCACCCCCGGAAGAGAUCAUGCGGCCGUUUGCCGAGGGCGGGAAGAAACUUGGUCGGGUCGCGAAACGGCUUCUGCAGCUGCUCGAGCGGGGAUCUACUCUGCGGCCGGAGGAAGCGGCGAAGACGUUUGAGAUUGAGUUUUUGAGGUCGCCGGCUGGGUUUACUGCUGCUGCUGGUGGAGGAGAGAAGUUGGGAGCGGCAGUGUUUGAUCUGAUGAGGUUGGCGGGGGAUCCGCUGCUGAAGGAAACGCGGGUUGAACCUACAGGCGAGAGAGUCGAGGUGCCAUGUACGGCUGCGUUUCUCAGCAUUGGAUACAAAACACAUCCGUUGGCUGGGCUAGAGCAAUCGUACGACGAUAGAGCAAAUCAUCUACUCAACGAGCUUGGCAAAGUCUCCGAGUCUAUCGAGGGUAGAGACGCGAAGCUGUAUGCGUCUGGGUGGAUCAAGCGUGGUCCCGUUGGCGUGAUUGCAGAGACUAUGUACGACGCCUUUGAGACUGCAAGCACCGUGAUCGAAGACUUUGAGACAGGCACGAUCGGACCUCGUUCUGCUACCACUGAUUCUCCGCGAGCCGGCUGGGAUGGCGUCAGAAGCGAGCUUGGCGGUGCGGCAGUGUCGAGUAUGAGGAUUGUGUCGUGGGGGGAUUGGCAGAAGAUUGAUAGAGUGGAACGAGAGCUUGGGAAGAGGAGUGGGAAGGAACGGGAGAAGAUUGUGGAUGUUGAGACGAUGCUUAAGACUAUUGAAUGAUUGGAGAUUAUGUAUAUUUAUGUAUAUAGUUCAUAUUAAUCUACUGAAACUAACAGAU
Molecule: messenger RNA, 1713 nt
Organism: Myxozyma melibiosi
Lineage: Eukaryota; Fungi; Ascomycota; Lipomycetes; Lipomycetales; Lipomycetaceae
Exons: 2
Coding region: 72-1655 (527 amino acids)
Biological process (GO): ubiquinone biosynthetic process
Cellular component (GO): mitochondrion
Source: RefSeq, a predicted model, not a curated record